Molecule: messenger RNA, 1601 nt
Organism: Maniola jurtina (meadow brown)
Lineage: Eukaryota; Metazoa; Arthropoda; Insecta; Lepidoptera; Nymphalidae
Exons: 2
Coding region: 107-1315 (402 amino acids)
Source: RefSeq, a predicted model, not a curated record
GUGAGAAAUAUAUAUUAUAUUUCAUCGUAAUUAUUAAAACGAUUGCCCAACAGUGAUAACUUAUAUAUAAAAUAUGUUACAUUUGUGACUUACAAUACAAUCCAACAUGGCAGCUCUGUACUUGAUUGUAGCUUUAUUGAUUCAGAACUCUCUAACAGAAUCAAUUUUAGAAAAUGGCGGUAAUUCAAUCGAAUCUCGGGAGGACUUCAAUACAUCCGUCGUUGAUGAUAUUAUGACAAAAGAAUUUCAAACAGGACCCUUUAACUGGAUGGACGCGUUCAUUGGAUCAAGUAAUACAGUUUUUCCGACAUCCUCUGCUACUUUAAUGACUCAAGCCACGAGUUCAAAUAAGUCACCUGAAGAAAAACUCGAAGAUAUUAAAGAAAUUGUCAACCAAAUAGCAACGUCCAUACAGAGUGAAAUGGCUAAUCUUCUCUCAGACGCGAUAUCUUGUACCAGUAAUGAUGAAACUGACAACAAUCUCAGAAAAAAAAGAUCGGUUGAAACACCCAUGGAUAGUUCACAGCUAGUCAUGAGAUUAUUGAGGCACAUCAAGUCUAAUAACGAAUACCAGAAUAUCGCAAUUGAAAAAAUGAUGAGUGCUCAAGAAAUCGCUGAUAAAUAUGGAAUCAAUUUUACUCCAGAUCCAGAUACACUUUCUUAUCUCGCUUUGGCUGCAAACGAACAAGCUAAAGAAAUGUCUGCUAUUUUUAAAGAUGCUAUCGAGUUGAAGAAUGUAACCCAGAAUGUUCCUGAGCCAAAUGAAAAAAUAGAUAAAGUUGAAAAUAUCCUGAUUGAUUCUUCCGAAACAUUGAAUGAAUCUUUUGAAGAAAACGAGAAUAACCAGUACAAUUCAACUGAUUAUAUUUUUGAUUUCGAAAUACCUGAAGAGAAAAAUCUUACAGACCAUUCAGUUGCACCCGAUUACAAUCACGAUAACUGUUCAAUUGAAUCACAAAUAGAGUGUCCCCCUGCUCCUGCUCCUCAGUAUUAUGAUGCACCUGUCAGUCAGCGGCCAAGUUUCUAUGACAUCGUUUCAGAUGGUUCAACGCUAGAAUAUUAUUGUUCUAUGGAACCCGCCACAACUACUAUAUUUUUUUCAAAUGAUGAACCAGUGCAACCAGAUUCGGAAUUAGUAGCUCAAGAAUUUGAAGAAACAGUAUCUUCUAAAGUGUACAUAAAUCACGAGGAAGAACCUGAUGUGUCUACAGUCAACCAUGUUAUGAGUUAUACAAUCUCCGAGAAAGCUCAUUUUAGAAGACCUCACAUUGAAAGUUUACCUCAACAAAUGCAAUACUACUUUUUACUAAUGUAACGAGUUAAUAAAUAGGAUAUUAUAAGUGAUAACAUUAGAUACAAUUUUUUAUGGUGAUUAUGCUUUGUGAAAGAGGUUUUAAAUAUUGUUUAUUUAGAUAAUAAAUCCCUUAAAUUAAACAAGUUUAUUUAGAAAUAACUAUACAAUAAUAAUAUCUACAUUUAUUUUAUCUUUGGGUACAAUUUGGCACUUAAUUACUGACUGGUAGGCACUCAUAAAAAUACUCGUCUGUAAAUAUUCUAAGUUAUUUAUAUACAACAAUAAAUGUAUAACCUACUUAAUAACU